Messenger RNA from Zootoca vivipara (common lizard), 3972 nucleotides. Its product is annotated as protein SSUH2 homolog. Lineage: Eukaryota; Metazoa; Chordata; Lepidosauria; Squamata; Lacertidae. Gene Ontology annotation, molecular function: heat shock protein binding. The record is from RefSeq and is a predicted model, not a curated record.
GGGGGGCGAGGUUCAUUACGGCACAUUCUGGCAGCAGAAAACCAUAGUUUCUAGUCAUAUGUGAAUCGGGACAGACUUUUCCUGGGAAAAACUGACAAUUUAACCCCAUUCCCUCUUGAGUGUUGAAAUACAUUCAUACCUUCAAAAUGAGAUUCUCACCAUUUUGUCUGUCUGCUCUCAGAACAAAAUACUUGGAUGCAUGUGCUAUUGCAGAAAUGCCCCCUGUUUGCCGUGGAUGGUGAACAGAAAGCUCCACCUAGAUUUGCUCAAGCACAUCCUCUAAUGCUCUAACCACGUGCGUUGUGAAAUGCCACAUACUUAAUCGGUUCUCCUUCAGAAAGUUCCACUGACACAUUUCUCCUCAAGUGUUGUAACUUACAAAGCUGUUAAAAGGAGUGCUGCUCAAAUAUUUACUCAUCUUCGAUGACGCUACGAAAAAUACUUUGGCCAUGGCAGCAAUUGGCCUAUUCACACUCUCUGGGCUAAUGCCUUAGGCUUCUUUGGAAACAGAGUUUUGUUUGAGGAAUCUUCCAUGCGCAGAACAGAGCAUUUGAGAGGCAGCUGGAACAGAAAAGGCAUGCCUGGUAUGUGAGACAGAGGAGCUUAAAUCCAAACAUCUUCUUUCCCUUAGGAAUUGUUUAGAGCAAAAUUCAGCAGUGGUAUCUAGCUUGCUGGAGCUAGACUUUCAGAGUUGUUCUGGAGUGCCGCUGGUAAAUGGUUCUGCACAAAUAGGGUGGGAGACUCAGAACUGAUUAAGACUGGACCUUCCAUCUGAAAUCAAAGUAAGGAAACGAAAACAAAACCGAGAGAGCUGGGGAUAUUCACUCAGCACUCCUUCAAGCAAAAGCAGCCUGUGCAAAACCAAAAAAGGAACGUACUAACUGGUGUGAACUAGACAGGCACUGAAAUAAAGGAAGGAAGCAUCAAUUCCAUAACACAGCCAGAAGCUUAUGUGCAUCUUGUAAUUCAUCUCUCUGGGAAGGAGCUUCUGCCCCUCCUUGUGAGAUGAUGGACAACAGCCCUGUGGAUGAAAAGGAAACUGCUGCAGAUGCGGAAAACAGGUCCAAUUCUGAUAUACCUGCUCAGAUGUCCUGUGAAGAAUAUGAGGGGCUGCCUCCAUAUCUAAGGGAGGGAAAUGUCCUCUUUGCUUCUGAGCAAGAUGUUAAAGAAGCCUUCCUACAGUACGCAGCCAGUAAGCGUUGCUAUAGCACUGCCCCUGCAAAGCAAAUGAAAGUCCAGAAUCUCACUCCUCUCAACAUAUACAGAUAUCGUCUGGAGACUUUCACUGAAAUGAGAGACACCCACGUGGCCAGUGAGCUUUAUGAUGGUGGAUUUGUAGACUCCUUUGCUGUUGGAACACCACCUGCCCCAUGGGAUAUAACAGUGGAUGAACCUCCUUUGUAUACGGACUGUGAAAUGCAUAUUCCAGUGCCCCAUUCGUACUCAGUAGAGAACUGUCCAAACUGCAAAGGACGUGGUGAAACUAUGUGUCAGCCUUGUAAAGGAACUGGCAAGAAAAAGUGUUCGGCUUGUGGUGGGACUGGGCAGAGUUCACAGGAGGACAGCAAUAUCUGCUCAUGGUGCGCAGGUUCAGGAAAGAAUCGUUGCUUCAAUUGCCGUGGCAAUGGCUGGCUGAAGUGUUACCGUUGCAAUGGGAGCGGUGUCUUGCUAUUUCAUACCGAACUUACGAUAACUUGGAAGAACAAUGUUUUAGAACAUGUAGCAGACAAGAAUUCUGGCUUCCCAAUUCACCAUUUGCAAGAAGUGACUGGGAAAGAAAUUGUUAGUGAUGAAGGUUCCUUGGUAUUUCCCAUAGUUGAUUUCCCAGAGCCACUAGUUGAGGACUAUUCCCGAGCAUUCAUUGCGCAACACAAUAUGCAGUUUAUCUCAGAAGGAUUGCACAGAGUCCUGAGGCAGAAACAAACAGUUGAGUUGGUGCCACUCACAAAGGUUGACUAUGAAUGGAAAGAGAGAGUCUAUUCCUUCUACAUCUUUGGCAAUGAGAAUAAAGUAUAUACCAAAGAUUAUCCAGCAAAGUGCUGCUGCUCCAUCAUGUGACACGAGGUCAGUUUUGGCGGAAUUCAGCAACACAGCUGCUCCCUGUUAUUUGUUCUUCACGGCAACUUGCAGAUUUUUUAAAUCUUUUAUUUGCUGAAGGACAUUUUCUGUAUGGUAUUUAGGGAUUCAGCCAUAGUUCAGCACGGUCGAAGUUGUUUGUGGGUGCUAUUCCUGUACACCGGACGUUUGUCUCUAAUACAUGGCUGCAUUGGCUGUGCUUUUCAAUUAGGGAGAUGAAGGAAACUAUUUGCUCUAAUGCUCCUUGAGACAUUAUACCAAAGAGGAUUCAAUGCAUUUGCUUUCUUGUGGUUGUGCAUUAGGAUACAUCAAACUAAGUAUCCUGUAAACUUCUUUUGGAAGUAUAAGCAGUUCAGGAUGAAAUAUAUUCCAACACUGGGCAUAAUAUUGUACGAAUCUCUGCAGUGAUUUGCAUUCCUCCUCUUAAGUGAGAAGGUAAGGUAAGUGAGGGGUUGAUGGACAGAUUUUUCAUAUGUCUCCUAUACUAGAACAGAUCCCCUCUCCCUUGCCAUUUCAGCAUCUGAUUGUACAAGUGCCACAUUUAGCAGCUUUCAUCUAUAGCAAGGUCAGAGAAGCUAUGGCCCACCAGGCAUUUCUAGAUUACAACUCCCAUUAUCCCUUACCAUUGGCCAUUGCUUGCUUUGGGGUGGUCCACAAGCUCCUCAAGGACCACAGAUUCUUCAUGCCUGAUCUGAAGGAUCAUAGCUGUAGCCGCCAUAAAGCUUGCUCUGAUGUUAUUGUUUCCUUGUUCUGCUGGAUCUCUCAGCGGCUUUUGACGCCAUCGACCAUGACAUCCUUCUGGACCGUCUAGAGGGCUUGGGAGCUGGGGGCACUGUCAUACAGUGGUUUCACCCUUCCUCCUGGACCAUGUUCAGAAAGUGGUGGUGGGGGAUGAGUGUUCAGACCCCUGGGCUCUCACUUGUGGGGUGCCUCAGGGUUCUGUCCUCUCCCCCAUGCUUUUUAACAUCUACAUGCAGCCGCUGGGAGAGAUCAUCAGGGGGUUUGGGCUGGGUGCGGUCAGUAUGCGGUCAUCAGUAUGUGGAUGAUACCCAGCUCUACCUCUCUUUUAAAUCAGAACCAGUGAAGGCGGUGAAGGUCCUGUGUGAGUGUCUGGAGGCGGUUGGAUGGCGGCUAACAGAUUGAGAUUGAAUCCUGACAAGACAGAAGUACUGUUUGUGGGGGACAGGAGGUGGGCAGGUGUGGAGGACUCCCUGGUCCUGAAUGGGGUAACUGUGCCCCUGAAGGACCAGGUGCGCAGCCUGGGAGUCAUUUUGGACUCACAGCCAUCCAUGGAGGCAAAGGUCAAUUCUGUGUCCAGGGCAGCUGUUUAUCAGCUUCAUCUGGUACGCAGGCUGAGACCCUACCUGCCCGAGGACUGUCUCGCCAGAGUGGUGCAUGCUCUAGUUAUCUCUCGCUUGGACUACUGCAAUGCACUCUAUGUUGGGCUACCUUUGAAGGUAACCCGGAAACUACAAUUAAUCCAGAAUGCGGCUGCUAGACUGGUGACUGGGAGCGGCCGCCGAGACCACAUAACACCGGUCCUGAAAGACCUACAUUGGCUCCCAGUAAGUUUCUGAGGACAAUUCAAAGUGUUGGUGCUGACCUUUAAAGCUCUAAACGGCCUCGGUCCAGUAUACCUAAAGGAGCGUCUCCACCCCCAUUGUUCUACCCGGACACCGAGGUCCAGUGCUGAGGGCCUUCUGGCGGUUCCCUCACUACGAGAAGCCAAGUUACAGGGAAUCAGGCAGAGGGCCUUCUCGGUAGUGGCACCCACCCUGUGGAACGCCCUCCCACCAGAGGUCAAAGAGAACAACAAUUACCAGACCUUUAGAACAGGCAACCCUGUUUAGGGAAGCUUUUAAUGUUUGAUGGAUUUCUGUAUUUUAAUGUUUUGUU